This is a messenger RNA of Camponotus floridanus (Florida carpenter ant), 2623 nucleotides long. RefSeq lists its product as hypothetical. Bases 749 to 1636 code for a protein of 295 amino acids. Gene Ontology annotation, biological process: synapse organization. Gene Ontology annotation, cellular component: neuron projection membrane. Lineage: Eukaryota; Metazoa; Arthropoda; Insecta; Hymenoptera; Formicidae. The record is from RefSeq and is a predicted model, not a curated record. The transcript is spliced from 7 exons.
CAACAUUUUUAUCGCCUCGGGCGACUUUGCCUUUUUCUUCUACGUGUCUUCGAAGUUGUGACCCUCUCGUCGCCAGUUCGGGAAAGAAGGGUCAGCCGCGGCGCGCGAAUCGGCAACUCGGAUUGCGUUCCUUCACCGGGGUAGUGACGGUCUGAUCGCGCGGCUGCUAUCUCGAGUGACAUACUUUUCUCUCACGAGAGAGGAGAGACUCUCAUCGAUGAGCCGCCGGAAGGGAAACUGUGUGUGAUCUAUCUCCGAGGAGGCUAGUGUGAUUACUCUCGAGUGUGGGCGACGACCUGCGAGCGCAGUGGGAGUUUUGCUAGUGUGACAUGCCAGUGUAUCGUCGUCGGGUGCAGUGACCGUAUUAAUAGCAGGUGUGAUCAAAGACUCGCUUUCGUGCGCGGCAUUAGCUGACGGCGAUCGUGAAGUGCAUAGUGACUGGCUUACAACGAGGUGGAGGUCCGGAGGUUGCCGCUCCAUCCUGAUCGUGUCGCACCAUCGCGUUAGAGACCAUCCGGAGGAUUGAAUCGCUCCCGGUGCGAGGGACACGAUGCGUCCCCGAUUGCAGCCCUCGUUAGAGGGUUGAAUCCCCGAUUCCGCGAUCGGCCGACACGGGUCCGCGGGUGUUGGACACGACGAGCUCGUCGGCGAACGUCCGCCCGAGGACAUCCCUGCCGUGACGCGAGGUGAUCUCGCCGAGGGCCAACCGUGUACCACAUUCCCGCGCUGCAAGAGGAACCUCGCGAAGAUGCGGGACCGGCUCUCGUGGUACAUGGUCUUCCUGAUCCUGCCGACAAUCCUCUUGGCCAGGUCGCUCGAUAAGGAUCGACGCGUACCCUACAACAUACCGUCUGAUUGGAGGGCCCUCUGGUUCAGCAAUCUCGACGAGCUACAGAGAGUGAACGAUGCGAACGACAACAACACCGUCUCCAACGUCACGGUGCAAUUGGGCGGUACCGCCUUCCUCCACUGCAAAGUUCGCAAUUUGGCGGAAAGGACCGUCUCCGAUGCCGAGAUAUCGUGGAUCCGGCGACGUGAUUUUCAUGUCUUAACGAGCUCCAUGUUCACAUACACGAACGACGAGCGAUUUCAAGUGCUGCAUCCCGAAGGCUCGGACGAUUGGACUCUUCAAAUAAAAUACGUCCAGGACAGAGAUAACGGGACAUACGAGUGUCAGGUCUCGAGGAGUACAGGGAUACUGUCCCAUUUUGUCAAUCUAAAUAUAGUGAUACCAGAGGCGUUUAUAUUAGGAGGCGAAGAGCAUCACGUCGAUGUAGGCUCUAUCAUAAGCCUCGUAUGCAUAAUAGAGAAGAGCCCGACGCCGCCGCAAUACGUGUUCUGGUAUCACAAUAACCGGAUGAUAAACUACGAUACCACGCGCGGCAGCGUGACCGUACAAACCGAUCCAGGACCAACUCAGAGCCGGCUGACGAUUCGCCAGGCGGUCGAGUCCGACACGGGCAAUUACACGUGCAGCGCCUCCAACACCAAGCCGGCAUCGAUCUUCGUCUUCGUCACCGAAGGUGACAAGAUGGCAGCGAUACAGCGUCGCAAGACGUCGGCAGCCGGGAGGAAUCGGUCGGGGGUGCUGUUGCCGGCGUUACUCAUCGUAGCAGGCGUCGUUUUAGCGCGAUAAGCGUCUCACUUGGAAAUGUCCAUAACUAUUACACCAUUACACUUCCGUUUGUGAUAGAUAGGAUAUUACUCCCGGGACUGUACGGUCCUCCGCCCUCCUUUUUCACCCCCCCGAUCCACCCCGUCUGUCGUCCCUCCACUUCAUCCCUCGCGGGUCUUCUUCUUCCACCCCCUCCUCCUCCUUUCCUGCCUAGUUCCCGUCUUCCAUCCCAUCUUCCUCUCUUCCCUUCCUCCCUUUCAUCCCCCUCUUUCUUCGCUCGCGUCCCCCUUAUCCCUUAUUUACCUUAGUCGAGGUUGCCGCCGGCUGGACUAUUUAGAUAUGCGAGAUUUUCGUGGAAGAUUGCGCGAUUGCCUGCUCCAAGUCAUUACGCGCGACGCGCAUGCGACUCGAAUUAUGUAAAUACUCGCCGGGUCGAAUACGCCACGACGACGCGGAUUACGUAGGCCAGGUCUGUCCAACUUCCGGGUACGCUGCCGAUCGUUGUUCUACUCUCAUCAGGUUCUUCAGCUCAGUCGGAUGGAAAACUCGCUUGGUUAGUACAAACGGAUCGAUCACGACAACAAGGUGAGAACACAUUUCUCCAAAAAUCCAGAUAAUGGGGUGCAAAAACGUACAUUUUUUAAUAUGUUGUGUGUGUGUGUGUGUGUGUGUGUAUGUGUGUAAAAGUGACGCAAGCGUCGUUUCGUCUAAGAACAACAUUUCUACUUUACACUUAUUAUCGUUACAAUUUUAUUUCGUGAGUUUGUAUUGUUUUUUGAAUAAUCAAAUAAUGAUACACAAUGAUUAAGAAAAUUUGAUAGAUUUUGGAAAUAUGCUGCUCAAAUGAUUAAGGUCUUCUUUGGAUAAAUUGUACGAUUCAACUUUGCAAUAAACCACUUAAUUUUAAUUAUAGAGCAAUAUAAUAUUGAUAUGAUUCGAUUUUAUACUGUAAGAAUAAUGCACAUUAAAUAGCAAUAGCAAUUAAUAGCAAUAUUAAUUGAAUACAUU